Molecule: messenger RNA, 1048 nt
Organism: Macadamia integrifolia
Lineage: Eukaryota; Viridiplantae; Streptophyta; Magnoliopsida; Proteales; Proteaceae
Product: chaperone protein dnaJ 72
Exons: 3
Coding region: 193-726 (177 amino acids)
Source: RefSeq, a predicted model, not a curated record
UCUCUGUUGCUAAUCAUCGCUUAAUCCUCUGUUCAAUUGUACAUGAAAUGGAAAAUACGAGAACUCGAAAAGAUAUUAGUUUUGCAUCUUAGUUUAAGGAGAAAGAUGACCUCCAUCAAUCGCAAACAUGAAUGAUUGAAUGUUCCUUUCUGGGUUUUUGUUUCUGAGUAAUACCCUUCUCGAUUUCCUUCGAUGGAUCACUACAAAGCCCUUGGGCUUAGCUCUAAUGCAACAAAAACAGAAAUCAAGGAAGCUUUCAGGAAAUUGGCCCUUAAAUUUCACCCCGACAAGCACUCAAUGUCACCAAAAGCGGUCAGAGAUGGGGCAGCCCUCAAAUUCAAGCAGGUUGCAGAGGCUUACGAGGUUCUGAUUGACGAUAGAAAGCGUGCUGACUACAAUAGAGGGUUCGGUUCCUCUAAUGGCGGAGGUGGAUUUCGUGGUGGUUAUGGUUAUAGUUAUUAUAAUAGUAAUAGUUACAAACCCAGGUACAGACGCAGCUAUGCUUCGAAUGGGUUGAAAGGGUUCUUCGACAUGGAUGUGGUUCUUCAGUUUGUAACUAGGCGUGGGUUUCUUCUGAACCUUGCAUUUGCGAGUGUUUUAUUAGGUGCGGGAGUUCUCGUAGAAAGAAGUGGGGAAACCCUCUGGAAAAUGCAAAAUUCUGGGAAAUCCUUUGAAGAAGCUAUUGAAUCCAUUGAGAAGAUCAAGAAGCAGCAAAAGAAGACAUGAAGCCCCUACAUUGUGUUCUAGUUUCGUUGUACUUUGGAAGGAGGAAAGGUGGUCGUCCAUUUUAUAAAUCGACUGUCCACUAUCAAAUUGUUUUGGAAGGGGAAGGAUAUAUCAAAUUGUUUUGGAAGGGAAAGGAUAUUUUUUAUCUUUAUAAUAUAUAGUCCAAUGUAUAUAUUACAACAAAGCAAUAAUUGUAAUUGUAAAACUAUAAAUACAUAUUAUGCUAGGACUCUUUCUCCCUUGUAAAGAUAAAGCAGUCUUCUGCAAAAAAAUAACUAUGAGAAAGCUAAUGCAUUUUUAUAGACUUUAAUUUCAUGGACUA